Molecule: messenger RNA, 1529 nt
Organism: Punctularia strigosozonata HHB-11173 SS5
Lineage: Eukaryota; Fungi; Basidiomycota; Agaricomycetes; Corticiales; Punctulariaceae
Product: cytochrome P450
Exons: 14
Coding region: 1-1518 (505 amino acids)
Molecular function (GO): monooxygenase activity; iron ion binding; oxidoreductase activity, acting on paired donors, with incorporation or reduction of molecular oxygen
Source: RefSeq, a predicted model, not a curated record
AUGGUCUCUAUUCCGUAUGGUGAGGUUGCGACCUUCUUAGCUUUGUUCUUUGGUUUGGUCGUCUACGUCAGAGGAAGAAGACAUGGUCGACUCCCCGGACCCUCUGGGUUUCCGAUUAUCGGCAACCUGUUGGACAUGACAGCGCUGGAUGACCCAGCCUCCAUCAAGCAAUGGGGGAGGAAAUACGGGGAGCUCACGUACCUUCGCGUGUUUCGUACGCCGUUCGUGUUCAUCAACGGGGCUAAAGCCGUGACGGAGCUUCUUGACAAACGCAGCGCACUCUACUCUGAUAGACCGUACUUGCCCUUGGCCGGCGGGAUCAUUGGACUGGAUAAGCUGGUGCCCAACACUCCGUUUGGAGAGCGAUUCCGUCUUGAACGCAAGCUUAUGGGCACGGUGCUCAACAUCCGAGCAGUCAAUAAAUGGGAGCAUAUCAUAUCCAAGGAGACACACCUGCUCCUCCAACAGCUCCUUGAAACGCCAGACCAGUUUUCCGAGCAUAUCCGGAGGAUGUCGACUGCUUUAUACUUCAUGACGUUGUACGGAUAUCCUGUCCAGGGCGACUACGACCCGUUCGUCCUCCUCGCGGAGGAGUUCAUGGCUGCAUCCAGCGUUGCUAUCCGCGGUGGCUGGCUUGUAGACUUCAUUCCGGCGCUGAGAUACAUCCCAUUCCUCAGCUUCCAUCGCAAAGCUGCGGCCUGGCGAGCAAAAGUGGUAGACUGGGUUGACAAGCCUUAUGCCGAACUCCGGAAGUACUUCGAAUCGAACCGAGAUUGCUUGUGCGGCGCUAUGUUGAACCCUGAAGACGGACCUAGGGCCGACGCCAAGAUCGAGGAACACAUCAAAUGGAUCGCAACUUCGGUUUACGGUCCCGGCUCUGAUUCGAGCGCCGUUGCGAUCAAACAGUUCAUUCUGGCUCUGACUAUCAACCCCGAUAUUUGCCGCCGGGCGGGCGAGGAGCUCGACGCCGUCGUUGGAAGAGGAAGACUCCCGACCCUUGCCGAUCGCGACAGGCUGCCAUACAUUGAGGCCGUCUAUAGGGAAGUUCUGCGAUGGGGAACUCCGAUCCCUCUGAGUGUUCCGCACCGUCUCAUCCAGGACGAUGUGUAUGAGGGUAAAGUGAUCCCAAAGGGCUCGUGGUGUCUGGCAAACAUUUGGGGCAUUCUACACGAUGAGGAACUCUAUCCGGAUCCGUUCAGUUUCCACCCGGAGCGAUUCAUGCAAACAACGGAUGCGGUUCACGCUCGCUUGAUUGACCCCGAAACCUACGUCUUCGGAUUCGGCAGGCGCCGCUGCCCCGGCCACAACUUCGCACAUGCGUCCGUCUGGCUCGCAGUGGCGUGUAUCUUGGCGUGCUUCGAGGUCGCCCCUAUUGGCGACAAAGAAGAGGACGUUCCGAAACCUGCGUUCACGUCAGGGGCGAUCAGAACUCCGCUUCCGUUCGCAUGUAAGAUAACCCCAAGGCACCCGAAGGUUGCAGAGAUCAUCGAACAGAACACUGAGCGUGCACAGGAGUGAGGUAUCCUCUC